AAAUAGGGGCUUAGUAUAAAGACGUUGUUACUAGCACAUUUUCUGUUUUUCAGUUGCUGUGUUGUGGUUUGAGCCAUGGUCAUUUGCAAAGUUCAGCUUGUGCGUUCAUUUUUAUUUUUAACUGUAGAGUUGUAUCAAUUAAGAUUUCCUUGGGCAACAUCUGUACAAUACACCACCAGACCAUCUUUCCACACAUGCUCCAAUACAAUAUAAAUCAAUUACACACAUGGCACAUCAGUGCACAUAAGCACUUUAAGCACCAUAUAAAAACUAUUAAAAUAUUAUAUAUAGCACAAUACAUGCGUUCACAUGUAUGCAUGCACUUACCCAUAUACUGCACAUGCAUACAGUACAUGUGCACCCAUAAAUAUUUUGCAUUUCACUAAUACUAUUAUAACUAUUGGGUGCUCAGUACACACAUUACAAUUUAUACAUUUGAUUGGCAUGUAUAAUUAUCAAUGCAUACUACUAAUUAAUCUAUUAUUAUUGUCCUCUUCUUGACAUCUACAGUAUGUACAGUUACCUAUACAUUUGUCUAAACUACUUUUUAUCCCUAGUGACUUAACUAUCGACCCUCAAACAAACGAAAUAUCACAACAAAACAAAAUAAACAACAAAAAAAAAACGAAAUAUCACAACGAAACAAAAUAAACAAAAAAAAUAGUAGGGUUUACAUCAAUCUUCAGUUUCUUGUAUUUAUAGGUGUCCAUAAUUCCUCUAAUUCAUUCAUUUUAAACUGCAAUCUUGCUGUCACUCUUCCCAUUUCCGUCACAUGGUCCCUCCAGCAUUUUUCAGAUGUUGCACUGAAUUUAGCUAUAUUAGUUGGAAGAAUUAAAUAUUUCAUUUUAGUUUUCCAUUCGAACUCUCUCCAUUAUAUGUUGUACUAUUAUUUAAUCUUGUAUGUCCUUCUUUGUGCGUUCGCUUUAAAACAAAGACCGAAUAAUCUCGUGGCCCAGUUUCCCCCUGAUGAUGACUAUUAAUCAAUGAGUUUAUCUAGAGCCAGCAUAAUCUGUUGGGACUAACUGCGCAACCACAGGCAUGAAGCUUUUGUAAAAAAAAUAAAAAUAAAACCUGCAUGAACCUGUAUGUCAGCCUGACAACAAUCAAGGAAGGGAAAACAACUGAAUAGAAAGCCAUGGCAGCGGAAUUAGACAUAGUGAAUCUGUUUAUAAUUGCUGGGGCAACACUGGCUAUUCCCCUUUUGGCAUUCGUCGCUUCCUUCCUUCUGUGGCCCUCGGCGCUCAUUAAAGUCUACUAUUGGUACUGGAGGAGGACUCUAGGUCUCCAGGUACACUAUGCAGACUGCGGAGGCUAUCGCUUCUGUUACUCCUGCCGAGGAAAGCCCGGAAUGAGACCUUCUAUUUUGAUGCUGCACAGCUUCUCGGCUCACAAAGACACCUGGCUCACGCUUGUCAAGUACCUACCAAAACAUCUGCACAUUGUGUGCGUGGACAUGCCAGGCCACGAGGGAACGACACGCACCAACACAGAAGAUUAUUCCAUUGUGGGCCAGGUCAGGAGGAUUCAUCAGUUCGUGGAAACCAUUCGCUUAAACCGGAAACCUUUCCAUGUGGUUGGGACCUCCAUGGGGGGAAAUGUAGCUGGGGUGUACGCUGCCACCUACCUUUCUGAAAUUUGCAGCAUGACUCUCAUUUGUCCAGAUGGGAUCAAACACCCAUGUGAGACCAAAUUCGAUAAUCAUCUGCAAGACCUGGAACGUAGCAAUUACACACUGAAUAUCCCACUGAUCCCAACCACACCUGAGGAGAUGGAGGACAUGUUCAGACUCUGUUCUCAUGUUCGCUUCAAAAUACCUCAGCAGAUUCUUCAAGGACUAGUUGAUGUCCGAGAGCCUCACAAUACUUUUUAUGAAGAAGUGUUUCUCGAGAUUGUUAGUGAGAAAUCCAGAUAUGCCUUACAGGAACACUUGCAUCUCAUCACUGCACCUGUACAGGUGAUAUGGGGCAAACGGGACCAGGUGGUGGAUGUGUCUGGAGCCAUAGUCAUUGCAGAAAUAUUGCCAGGAUGCAGAGUGGACCUGCUGGAGAACUGUGGCCACUCUGUGGUGAUGGAGAGGCCUUGUCGCACAGCCAAACUCAUUCUAGAGUUCAUUAUCCUGCAGCAAGAAGCAAGAGGCGGCACAAAGAAAUCAUCUUGAAAUCAAAUUGGUCUUUGUGUGUGCAUGUGCGUGCCACUUAACUGGUUCCAUAUUUAAUUACAAAUAUAAAGAAACUAAGUUGAUCAAAGUUAGUGUACUGUGGUGGUUGAUUUGAGUCUAGAGAACUUUGUGCAGUAGUCAGUCAUGGCAGUAAAGUUAGCUUCUGUCAUUUUCCAAUUCUAUAUGGGACGACAUACUCAGUCUCAUGUGUUGUAUGACAGAUUAUUGCAAUGUUAGUAAAUGAGUCAACCUAAGGGGGCAAUACAGUGUGCGAGUGGUUCGCACGUGUGCCACAGUUCUGGGUUCGAAUACAUUUUCUUCAGAUAUUCUGUCUGCCACAUUCUUAAAACAUCCAUCCAUCCAUUUUCUUUACUGCUUCUCCUCACUAGGGUCGCAGGCUACUGGAGCCUAUCCCAGCUAUCUUCGGGUGGGAG
Messenger RNA from Phyllopteryx taeniolatus (common seadragon), 2592 nucleotides. It is a transcript of the gene abhd6b, whose product is annotated as abhydrolase domain containing 6, acylglycerol lipase b. The transcript is spliced from 9 exons. The record is from RefSeq and is a predicted model, not a curated record. Lineage: Eukaryota; Metazoa; Chordata; Actinopteri; Syngnathiformes; Syngnathidae. Bases 1136 to 2158 code for a protein of 340 amino acids.